AUGCAUAUUCAAGAUCCACAGACGAUGAACGGUUUUAGUGGAAAGUCACGAGGCAGAAGAGCACGUGGCACCCGUGGUCGACCAACAGCUACAUCAGGCCAGUUACAGUCUGGCUCCGUUAACAGGCCAAACACCUGCUGCACGGCGUCACCAGCGCGACAGCUGCCUGUUGCCUUUAAUAUUGAAGUUCCUGCACCUGAAAACCCUGGAUCUGUUGCCAUACCGCCACCAAUGCCUCAUCAGCCACCUGUCACCGUCAAUAAUGAAGUUGCUGUACGUCAGAACCCUGUACCUGUUGCCACACCGCCACCAAGGCCUCAUCAGCUACCUGUUGCCGUCAAUAUUGAAGUUGCUGUACCUGAAAACCCUGAACCUGUUGCCAUACCGCCACCAAUGCCUCAUCAGCCACCUGUCGCCGUCAAUAAUGAACUUGCUGGACGUCAGAACCCUGUACCUGUUGCCAUACCUUCACCAAUGCCUCAUCAGCCACCUGUCACCGUCAAUAAUGAAGUUGCUGUACGUCAGAACCCUGUACCUGUUGCCACACCGCCACCAAGGCCUCAUCAGCUACCUGUUGCCGUCAAUAUUGAAGUUGCUGUACCUGAAAACCCUGAACCUGUUGCCAUACCGCCACCAAUGCCUCAUCAGCCACCUGUCGCCGUCAAUAAUGAACUUGCUGGACGUCAGAACCCUGUACCUGUUGCCAUACCUUCACCAAUGCCUUAUCAGCCGCCUGUCACCGUCAAUAACUGGCUUGUCGAACAUCAAGGACUCAUCGUUAAUGACAUGCCACCACCAAGGCCUCAACAGCCACCCGAUGCCGUCAAUGACGGACCCGUUGUCGUCAAUAAUGGACUCGUUGUGCCUCAAGAACAGGCUGGUUAUGCCAUGCCACCAAGAUUUGUUCAGCUACCUGGUGCUGUCAAUAACCAAGCUGUUGGACGUCAGGAACAUGAUGUUAAUCCCAUGCCGCAACUGCCUCGUCAGCCACUCGCUGUCCCUAAUAAUGGACCCAUUGUACUUCAUGAACAGGCUGUUGAUGCCAUGCCUCCAAGAUUUUUUCAGCCACCUAAUGCUGUCAAUAACUGA
This is a messenger RNA of Microplitis demolitor, 1089 nucleotides long. RefSeq lists its product as uncharacterized. The coding region runs from base 1 to 1089 and encodes 362 amino acids. The record is from RefSeq and is a predicted model, not a curated record. NCBI's taxonomy places the organism in Eukaryota, Metazoa, Arthropoda, Insecta, Hymenoptera, Braconidae. The transcript is spliced from 2 exons.